GCUCUCUCUCUUUCUCUUUCUCACUCACAAUGGCUCUCCACCUCAAAACCACCCUCCUCUUUUUUCAUUUUAUUCUCUCACUAACUCUAGCAACUCCCUCAUCAUCUCUCAACUCAAAAGAUGAAGGGGAAGAAGGAGAAUGGAUAGAAGCAACCGCAACUUUCACUAGCUCACCAGACUCCUCCACUCUCGCUGGAGGAGCGUGCGGGUACGGUGACCUGAACGAAUCCGGAUACGGUAAGCAUACCGCAUCAGCGGUGAGCGGAGCGCUAUUCUCUCGGGGCGAAGCCUGCUUCGAGGUUCGGUGCGUUGACCACAUAUUGUGGUGCAGGCAAGGGAGCCCCUCGAUUGUGGUCACCGCCACGGACUUCUGCGCUCCUAAUUAUGGGCUCGCUGAUGACUACGGAGGGUGGUGUAAUUACCCCCGUGAGCAUUUUGAGAUGUCGGAGUUCGCCUUUGUUAAGAUCGCGGUGAGAGUUGCCGAUAUCGUACCGGUUCAGUAUCGGAGAGUGAACUGUGAGAGAUAUGGAGGAAUAAGGUUCACAGUAACUGGGAGCUCCUAUUUCCUUCAGAUACUAAUAACGAAUGUAGCGUCAGAUGGCCAAGUGACCGCGGUCAAAGUGAAGGGAUCAAGAACUGGUUGGAUACCGAUGGGGAGAAACUGGGGUCAGAAUUGGCAGUGCAAUACCGAGCUCAGAGGCCAGCCUUUAUCUUUCGAGGUGACCAACGGUGCAGGGAGAAUGUUAACAUCUUACAAUGUUGCUCCCUCAAACUGGCAAUUUGGACAGACGUUCGAAGGGAAGCAAUUUGAGAGAUAGAAUGUAGAUUUCGUAAGGACUUUUGAGUUUGAAAACGAUCAUUUUGGGUAUCCAUUGUGUUUUGAGACGUUGAGAUUCUCUAAAGAGAGAUCAUAGAUAAAAUACUGGAAGAUCGUCCGAA
This is a messenger RNA of Asparagus officinalis (garden asparagus), 939 nucleotides long. RefSeq names its product expansin-A16-like. Gene Ontology annotation, biological process: plant-type cell wall organization. The coding region runs from base 30 to 818 and encodes 262 amino acids. The record is from RefSeq and is a predicted model, not a curated record. The transcript is spliced from 3 exons. Lineage: Eukaryota; Viridiplantae; Streptophyta; Magnoliopsida; Asparagales; Asparagaceae. Gene Ontology annotation, cellular component: extracellular region.